AAUGUUUUGGAAAAUAGUCCACGAUAUCUUUCUUUGAUAUUAACGAGGAAAUUAAAUAUUCAAUCGUUCGGAAACGUUCUUCACGUGCGCACUGGCAACGAACGCGAUCCACCAAUCAGCGUCGACCACAUCAACUGUCAGGAACGGGUGAUGGUGGCGCCUGCGGAAUAACCCGACUCCUGUUCAAGCAAUCUUCGAUGGGAGUUUCAUCAGCUGAGGGCCGAAUCAGGAAACUGGCAAGAUUUAAAAGAAUCCUGCAGCAUGGUCCGCGGUUUCUUACAUCUUUACUCAAGAUCGCGCCCAGACGAUAGGAGUGACUAGCUGAGGUUCCUUCCUGCGAGAGAGUGUGUUUUGUGUGAAAUCAAAAGUGCAAAAAGCUAAACAAAAAAUCAAAUCGCAAACUCCUUUUUUUUCCACGAUGGUUUGCUGAGUGUGGAAAAAGGGAAGCCUUUUUCCGUCCCAUUAAAAAAUCGAUUUCGUUUACCUCCUACUCCAAGAGGUUGUCCAGUUGAGCCGCGAGCAACGCUUUUGUCGUCGUGGCAUUCUUUGUGCGGGGCAGAACGUUCUCGAACACAGCGACGCACAUUCCCCCAUUCACCAUGAGUGCUACGGCUACUCCGAUCUUUAUCACCGUACCAACCAAGUACAUCCCCAUUAAUGUGACCACGAUGGGUGGGGUGCCGGUGAAACCGCUGGCCAAACGACCACCACCGGCCACCUCCGUCGCACCCUCCUCGAUUGGGUCGGAUGAUGAGUGUUCGUCAUCGAUGGACGAGUUUAUCGUGCGCCACAAGAAGCGCCGCCUCGACCAUCUGACUCACGAGGAAAAGAUGCAACGAAAGAAGCUGAAGAAUCGGGUCGCCGCACAAACAUCGCGCGAUCGAAAGAAGGCCAAGAUGGAAGACAUGGAAAAGACGAUCGCGGAGCAGUCGGAGCAGAUAAGCGCACUAGAGCGACGCUGCAGUGAGCUGGAUGCGGAGAAGGGUGCGAUAAACGAGAAGUAUCUAGGACUGGAGCGACGGUUCGAGGAGCUGCAGCAGCGGCUGAUAGCCAACGAGCAAGAGCAGAAACGACGAGAGCAGGAACAGGCGGCAGCGGCAGCAGCGAUCAAGCGCGAGAUGCUGGAACCGUUGCUCGUGCCGGGAGACGGAAGUGUGGGUUGUGUUACUGCCGGGCGCCAAACAGGAUCAGCAGCAUCCUCACGAUGCCCUCAGCAGCAGGGACGCCAAGGCGUACCGGCAGUAGCGCAGACGACACUUCCGCCGACCAGCGACGAGCGGUUGGCGGCCUUGUGGAAGCAUUGCCAUAUGCCUACUCUACAGGACAUGCUCGACGAUUUCGACAUCUCCCAGCUCGAGGAGCUUGCCGAAAGCCUGCUCGCAGAUGUCGGCGCAGACCUGGAAAGCACUGAUCGCACAGGCAGCCCGUCGUCUACCGAAGAUGACGGCACCGGCGGCCGCCUGUCUCGAUCAGUGGUGGGGUCCGCAGCAGAACUCGUGGAAUCCGGUGGACCGGCAACCGAUGCAGGAAGCCGUCUAAUCCUCACCACGCACAACUACUCCAAAUCCCCGUUCUACGAGCUGGCCCCGAAGGUGGAACCACCGCCACUAGCAACAGCAUCAGCACCGGACCAACAGCAGCACCAUACAAUUGACUCCAGCACGAACGUGGAGCCGGCGAUACCAGAGGAUCAGUCACUUAUCCUGACCAACAGCAGCAGCGAAACACUGUACGGCACGUACGACAACGACACGAACUGCAUAACGAUCGUCCUGACGGAGGAGGAGGAUGAGGACAGACUGGAGGGAGCAACAGUGAAGUUGGAGAAUGAACUUGAAAUGAGUUGCGACGCUAAUGUCGUUGACCAAGAGGAGACCGUAACGACAGGACUGGAGAUGAUGAGUCCUCUCACGAUACGGCCACCGUCACCUUUGCAAGAGCUGCUUUCACCGAUCGCACCGCACGGAUUGAAAAGUCCGGGAGGUUUCUCGAGCGUUUCGGAUGCCGGUUACGAAUCGAUCGGAUCACCGACCCAUUCUCUCUUCUCGAGUUCCUCGCAAACGGAGAUAAGCAUUCCUAGCAGCAGCAAUAGUGGCGUCGAUGAGGAGGACGGUCUACCGUCCGACUAUGGUCUCGGCAGUCUGAAUGAAUUCUGGAAUUUGGAUCUCUUUCCCAUUCUAGAGUAAAUAAGGCAGCAGUCUCUCAGGGUCACGAUCCAUGCACUCAUGACAACAGGAUCAUAGGAUCGCCGUUCCUUUUACACAUCCUUCUUCCCGGCCAGAUACGGGACAUUUGAAUGUACAAAGUUACCGUAGUCGUUAAGAUGCUAUUCGCGUUGUACCAUAGUUUUGUAUUUAACAAACCUAGGAGCUAAUGUGUUGGAUAAUGUUUGCUUUACAGUGUAUCGCUGCAAUUGUUUGUAAGGAUAAGCAGGUUUGCCCUCUAAUGGUUAAGCCAUAGAAACAAAAAUGAUGAUAUAGUAUAGCACAGUGUUGGUAGAGUUUGGUUUGGUUCUGCUUAUAAGUAAAUGGCACCAUCUUCACUAUGCAAGCAACUACAUCAACACUUCUGUUGCACCAGUUUGUAAGCUUCGUAAUAAUUUAUAUGCUCGUAGAACGAAGAAGUCGUAUGUCUUCUAGGGAUUUGGAUAAGUGUAAAACAUACAAUUGGAAUAAAAAGAAAGUCGCGAUCGUUUCAGAUCACAACCCAAACUCGUGUCUCGUGUCGAGAGUUCUUUUCUCU
Anopheles darlingi is the source of this 2742-nucleotide messenger RNA. RefSeq lists its product as uncharacterized. NCBI's taxonomy places the organism in Eukaryota, Metazoa, Arthropoda, Insecta, Diptera, Culicidae. Gene Ontology annotation, cellular component: nucleus. Gene Ontology annotation, molecular function: DNA-binding transcription factor activity, RNA polymerase II-specific; RNA polymerase II transcription regulatory region sequence-specific DNA binding. The record is from RefSeq and is a predicted model, not a curated record.